CUCAAGAUCAUUUUCAAAAUAUUUUUUUAUAGUAGACGUGUUUACUUUUUGUUAAGUUAAUUUUAAAUUGAAUUAAUAAGUGAGAAGGAAUAUGUCUGAUAAUAAGACUAUUUUGGUAACCGGAGGCUCUGGACUAGUAGGAAGGGCCAUUCAAAAAGUCAUCGAAUCUGAAGGAAAAAGCAAUGAAACUUGGGUUUUUCUAAGUAGUAAAGAUGCAGAUUUGUGUGAUUACAAUGCAACAAAACAGCUAUUCGAAAAAUACAAACCCACACAUGUUAUCCAUCUGGCCGCCAUGGUGGGAGGACUUUUUCACAAUAUGUCACAUAACUUAGACUUCCUAAGAAAUAAUUUACAUAUGAAUGAUAAUGUGUUACAGAUAAGCUACGAAACUGGAGUUAAAAAGGUGGUGUCAUGUUUAUCUACUUGUAUUUUUCCAGAUAAAACUGAAUAUCCUAUUGACGAAACUAUGAUUCAUAAUGGCCCUCCUCAUCCAUCAAAUUUUGGAUACAGUUAUGCUAAGCGUAUGAUUGAUGUAAUGAAUAAGGCUUAUUUUGAGCAGCACGGUUGCAUGUUUACGUCAGUGGUUCCUUGCAACGUAUUUGGGCCUCAUGAUAAUUAUAAUCCAGAGUCAAGUCAUGUUAUUCCAGGGUUAAUUAAGAAGUUGUUUGACAUUAUUAAAGAAGGUGGAGAUACAUUUACUGUAAUGGGUACAGGAAAGCCUCUAAGACAGUUCAUUUACUCCUUGGAUUUAGCGAAACUGUUUAUUUGGGUUUUACGAGAAUAUAAUGAGGUUGAGCCUAUUAUUUUAUCAGUGGACGAAUCUUCAGAAGUAUCAAUACAACAACUAGCCGAGGAACUAGUGAACGCAUUCGAUUUUAAGGGGAAAAUUGUAUUUGACACUACCAAAGCAGAUGGCCAAUUCAAAAAAACCGCUAGCAAUAAAAAAUUGAGGAAAUACUUGCCAGAUUUUCAGUUUACUGAAUUUUCACAGGCUAUUAAAGAAAGUGUGGAUUGGUAUAAAGAAAAUCACGAUACUGCUAGAAAUUAAUCACGAUGGGGAAUAUUUUUUUUAAUAUAUUAUAAAAAAGGUAUUUAUGGAAAUCCCAUUAUACUAUAAUAAAAAUUGUUAAUAUAUUAUUAUUUGUUGAAAUUUAA
This is a messenger RNA of Anthonomus grandis grandis, 1155 nucleotides long. It is a transcript of the gene Gmer, whose product is annotated as GDP-L-fucose synthase. Lineage: Eukaryota; Metazoa; Arthropoda; Insecta; Coleoptera; Curculionidae. The record is from RefSeq and is a predicted model, not a curated record. Gene Ontology annotation, molecular function: GDP-L-fucose synthase activity. Bases 92 to 1048 code for a protein of 318 amino acids. The transcript has 5 exons. Gene Ontology annotation, biological process: nucleotide-sugar biosynthetic process.